CCAAACUCGACCAAAAUUUCUCACCGCCUCGCCCCAAAACUGAAGACGAGGUCGGGAUCUCUCUCUCUCUCUCUCUCUCUCUCUCUCUCUCUCUCUCCAUCCAUCAACGGCGACAGGUGAAGCAAAUAAAAGCUAUGUCUAAACCUCGUGAGAUUGGAGAUGGCCUUGCUGUGCUGCAGUUACAAAAGUGGCAUUGGUUGCCGUUUCAACUUGAGAUAUCGGAAUUUUCUGAAGCUUUUAUAUCCCCAACAAGGCAGCUACUUUUGUUGCUUUCACACCAGUUUGAAGCCAUGUUACUUUCUCUUACUCCAGGGCGGUUUUCUUUAGAAGCUCAAGAGUCAUGCUCAUCAGAGUUUUCAGAAGGCAAUACAAGCACUAAACAACCUUCAGAAACCAACUCAUAUACUGUUAGUUCUGAUAGAUUUCAAUUUUCAGCAUUUGAGUGUUGUCCUGUUAUUUCCGGCGUGAAGUCUUUGGCUUGGGGCCACUGUGGCGAUGCUUACAGUCAAGUUGAGGAGUCUGGUUUUAGUGAACUUCUCAUUGUGUCAGGCAAUAACAGCAUUGUAAUUCACGCUUUCCGUCGUCUUGAUAAAAACACACCAAAGGCUGAAUCGAAGCUAAAAGAUGGAGAAAUGCGUGGGAAGUGGGUAGAUUGGGGCCCAUCUCAAGAUACAAAGUUGUCUAAUCCUAGUCAGAAAAAAUAUUUUCGUACUUUCGUCACAGAAAUCAGUGCGAGUGUUUCUAAUGGUGAUUAUUUAGCUAGAUUUCCUCCAUCAUCGUUAUUCCCUGAUUUUGCAGAGGUUGUAUCAUUUAGCAUUUAUAAUAGUAUUUUGUCAUUUUUGGAAUUCUGUGCUGGCACUGAUCCUCCAGUUGGGAAUAGGAAAACUGAAAGUGCUGAGUGUUCAAGAGUGUUUGCUAGUUCAUCACAUCGUUUUAUUGGCUUGGUUCUGACUCUUCGAGAAGAUGUUUUAAUAAACAGUGAUGAUAAUCUAAACAAUUCAAGCAAAAAUUUGGUGGUGGUUAUGAAGCUAUACCAGUGGGGUGUGAAGUGGCUAUUUUCGGUAAAUCUGCAGGAUCUCUAUCCUGGUAGUCCCAGUUCAGAGUGGGUGGAUUAUCAGUUUUCAGACAAUUUUCUCAUUUGUCUUAAUACCUCCGGUUUGAUCUGUAUUUGUGAUGUAAAUUCUGGUAGCACUGUCUCUUGUUUUGAUGCUUCACAGAACUGUAUAGUUCCUGCUUACCCUAGAAAGUUUAAGAGAUUAAUUGUGGCUUCCUACUAUCCUCUACUAGCUAUUGUCGAUGAACAUGGAGUAAUCUAUGUACUUAGUGCUGAUGACAUAAUACCUGGAAACCAUCCUUUGCUUCAUAAAUCUCCAUCCACUUUUACCCAUUCCAACUGUGGCAUAUUAGCUUUUUGGAAGGUUGCUGGUCAUGAGAUAGGUGGAACUAAACAAUAUAUUCAGAGUAAAGAAAGCCAACCAGAUGACUUUAUAAGCGGUUUUACUGGUGGAUCACAUCUAAAAGAUGGGAGAAAUUCACUUUCUGGGUCUGAAAGAGCUUAUAAUCCUUUACGUAGAGUAUUUCUACCUUUGUAUAGAACAAAUACGGAUCAAAUGAUUUGCCUUUCACCCUUUGGAAUCACUAGAUUUGUCAAAAGCUGCAAUAAAAUAGUUCACACUGAGCUGCGUGUGACUACAUCUGUUCUUGAUGACGGAGACUUGGGUGCCAGCUGGCAGUCCAAAAAGUGCUUUCCAGAGUCUGCUGCUCUCGGAGAAUCAAUUGGAUGUUCUUUUCAGGGAUGUCUGUAUUUGAUUACCAAAGAUGGGCUCUCUGUUACUCUUCCAUCAGUUCCAAUUUCAUCAAGUGCUUUCCCAGAAGCCGUCAGAUAUUGGCAACCAAAUAUAGCUUCCGACAAUGCAAAAGAGGCUAAGAAUUUGGUGUCGGUAAAGGAAUCUGCAGAAACGUGGAGGCCUUGGCAAAUAGAGGUUUUGGAUAGAGUGCUGUUGUAUGAAGGUCCUGAAGAAGCUGAUCGCCUUUGUCAGGAGAAUGGAUGGAGCCUCAAAAUUGCUAGGAUCCGUCAGAUGCAGUUGGCGUUGCAGUACUUAAAAUCUGAUGAAAUAGAACAAUGUUUGAAUAUGCUUGUGGACAUCAAUCUAGCUGAGGAAGGCGUCUUGAGACUUUUAUUUACUUCUGUCUAUCAGAUCUUUUGCAGAACUGGAAGUGAAAAUGAAGUUGCUGUCGCAUCAAGGUUGAUGUCUUUAGCAUCCCGGUUUGCAACUAAAAUGGUUCGAAGAUAUGGACUCUUGAAAAAUAAGAAAGAUGAGGUGGACAAUUCAAGAAAGCUUUGUGAAAUGGCUUACUUUUUGGAGGUCAUCAGAGAUAUCCAAGGCCGAGUGGCUGCAAAAAGCAAGAAGUUAGUUCUUGAGCUCGCAGAUGGCGGAGAUGCAACGAACAUGGCAGAAAAAGAGUUGUCGCAGGAUGAUUCUCUGCUUCCAGUUGUUAUUGCUGAUACUGCUUCACUACAUGCCGUGGAAUCUCAUAAUAUGCAAGAUUCAACACCAACAAAUCUAGCUUUGACACCUGCAAAAUCAGCUAUGAACUUAGCCAAUUCUAGUGAUUUCCGUGAAACAGCGGAAGACCUAAGAAAAAAAAUGAUUUUGGAGAACACCAAGGAUAUGAUUAGACGCUGGGAAAUAGAUAAUUUCGACCUAAAAACUGUUGUAAAAGAUGCUUUACACUCGGGCCGUCUCCCUUUGGCUGUUCUUCAGCUUCACCUCCUACGUCAAAAGGAGUCAGUUUCUGAAAAGGAAUCUCAAGAUACCUUCAGUGAAGUUCGGGAAGUUGGGAGAUCUCUUGCUUACGAUCUGUUUAUAAAGGGUGAAAGUGGGCUAGCUUUGGCUACACUAGAAAGACUUGGAGAUGAUAUAGAAACUGUCCUCAGACAGUUGUUGUUUGGUACUGUCAGGAGAUCACUCAGAGCACGAGUUGCAGAAGAAAUGAAGAAGUAUGGAUACUUAAGAUCACAUGAGUGGAAGAUAUUGGAGAGAAUAUCUCUGAUCGAGAGAUUGUAUCCUAGCAGUAGUUUUUGGGGCACAUAUAAUGGGAAGCAAAAACUUAUUCGCGAAGCUGCUUCAAAGGUUGCAUCCACCAAAGCAGAUAGGACAUCAUUGGUUUUACAUGUUUAUGAUAAUACUAUUAUUGAAUGUGGGGAUAUUGAUGGAGCUGUUAUUGGUUGUUGGGCAAAUGUCGAUAGUACUAUUGCUCCAUCUGAGGUUUGUGAAGAUGAUGCUCAUUCUGGGUAUUGGGCUUGUGCUGCUGUGUGGUCUGAUUCCUGGGACUCGCGAACUAUGGACCGUAUAGUGCUGGAUCAACCUUUUCAUAUGGGAAUCCACAUACCUUGGGAAUCCCAGUUUGAAUAUCACUCAUCUCACAACAAUAAGGAUGAACUGUAUAAACUCCUGGAUAUAGUCCCUUCAUCAUCAUUAUCAGAAGAAAUUCUCAAAGUUAAUUUAGAUGAUUCUUAUCCUUCUGCUACUAAUAUUGAAACUGAUACUCGAAUGUAUAUAUGUGCCGCUGAAGAGUUGGAAUCUAUUUACAUGGAUAUCCCACAUGUUAAAAUAUUGAAGUCUCCAGCUUCUUAUGCAUGCUCGUCGUGGCUUAAAGAGCUUUUAGAGCAGGAAUUUGCGAAGAAGUACAUUUUUUUAAAAGAAUACUGGAAAAGUAUUGCUGAGUUUGUAGCACUUCUUGCUCGAGCUGGUUUAAUCAUUGGAUCAUCUAAAAUUUCUUCAAGGAGUGAAUCUUCAAACAGUUCACUUGAUCUUGAUGUGUUAAGUAAAGAAGAUCAUAAAGACACCACAGAAGCCGUGCAUAAACUUGUCCUACAUUAUUGCACACGAUAUAACUUGCCACACUUCUUGGACCUUUAUCUGGACCAUCAUAACUUGGUCCAAAACUUCGAGUCUCUUUGUUUGCUGAAGGAAGCUGCUGGAGACUGUGAAUGGGCUAAGUGGCUUCUUUUCUCGAGGGUAAAAGGGUGUGAGUAUGAGGCAUCAUUCUCUAACGCUCGCUCGAAUUUGUCUUGUAAGUGGAGUACUGAUAGCAAUCUUUAUUUUCUGAGUAAUGAUGAGAUGAUACCCACUAUUGAUUAUAUGGCUAAAGAAGAAGGAGCGACUGCUGCAUUGGCUACUUUAAUGUAUGCUGCAUCUCCAAUCCAAAAGUGCUUAUGUUCUGGAAGUGUGAGUGGAAACGCUAGCUCAUCCUUUCAGUGCACAUUAGAGAAUCUUAGAUCUGGUCUACAGAAAUAUCCCACUUUAUGGAGGACCCUUGUUUCUUCUUGCUUUGGGCGAGAUGCAUAUGGUUCUUUAAUUUCCAAUGCAAAUAAUGUAUAUGAGAAGCCAUCAUUCACAGACUAUUUAAAUUGGCGGUAUAGCAAUUUUUCCUCUACCGGUGGUGACUUAUCAUUGACACAAAUGCUGCCAUUCUGGUUCUCAAACUCCAUCAGAAGGUUACUCAAAUUAUUUGUCCAGGGCCCUUCUGGGUGGCAAUCACCUGAUGCAAUUAAGAGUGGUGUUAAUGCUAUAUCUUGGGAAGCAUCUAUCCAGAAAAGCAUCGAGGAGGAAUUAUAUUCUUCUCUGCAGGACAAAGGGUUCAAGGUGGAGCAUUAUUUGCAUCGUGGCCAAGCACUGGCUGCUUUCAACCAUCUUCUUUCUGUACGAGCUUUGAGCUUAAAAUCAGCAAAUGCACGACAAGAACUUUCUGCACAACCCAACAACAUACAUUUGGAUGUACAAAAGAUUCUCACCGCGUUAAGUCAAACCGAAGUGUCAGUUGUUCAAUCAGUUCUGCCACUAGCUAUCACACACUUUGAAGACUAUACUUUGGUUGCCUCAUGCAUCUUCUUGUUGGAACUGUGUGGCCUUUCCACUAACAUGCUUCGCCUUGAUAUCACUGCACUUCGGCGCAUCUCUUCUUAUAAUAAGUCGGCCAACAUGGCAGUUCCUGGAAGUGAUAUUACUCUAUCUCUUGCUCAUUCAUUAGCGGAAGAUUAUAUCUGCCAUGAUUAUCUCCGUCUUUUGGAGCAACCAGUUUCUUCACAAAGUUCAAAAGGAAAACAACAACAACAGCAACCUUCGCGGCCUCUUAUAAGUGUCUUACACCAUUUAGAAAAGGCUAGUUUGCCGUUAAUUAAUGAAGGAAAGAGCUGUGGUUCGUGGCUUUUAACUGGUGUUGGUGAUGGGUCUCUGUUUCGAUCCGAGCAAAAAAAGGCUAGCCAUCAUUGGAGCUUAGUUACGGAGUUUUGUACAAUGCAUCAACUUCCAUUAAGUACAAAAUAUCUUGCUUUGCUUGCGAAUGACAAUGAUUGGGUUGGUUUCCUAAGCGAAGCUCAGCUGAGUGGAUUCUCAACUGAUGUUAUUAUCCGAGUGGCAUCUGAGGAGAUAAGGGAUCCACGACUGAAAAUGCACAUAUUAACUGUCCUUAGAAGCAUGCAAUCAACAAGAAAGAAAGCAAACUCUUCAGCAAACUUGGCAUCUUUAGGAAACAGUGAAGCUUUCUUAUUGGUUGAUGGACCAAAUAAUCUCUCUAUGGAACUUUUUGCUAUUAUCGCAGAGUGUGAGAAGCAAAAAUAUCCUGGGGGAGCGCUUCUAAACAAAGCAAAAAACAUGCGCUGGCCAUUUUUAGCAAUUGUUGCUUCAUGCUUUCCAGAUGUGUCCCCUCUAUCAAGCUUAAUAGUUUGGCUUGAGAUUACAGCAGCAAGGGAGACAUCGUCCAUCAAGGUGGAUGAUAUUUUCUCCAAAAUAACUAGUAAUGUAGGUGCUGCCAUCAAGGCCACCAAUAAAGCAUUACCAACCGAAGGCCAGCGCAUUGCUUUCCAUUAUAAUAGGAAGAACCCAAAAAGGAGGCGAUUCUCUGAACCCACAUUGGAAAAACCAAUAGUAAUUGACUCUUCUAAAGCUUCUACUGAUCAAGAAGUAAUUGUUGAGGAGGAAAGAAAGGAGCUUAUAGUUGAGCAGUCAAGAGUUGUGGGUGAUAAUGAUGAAGGGCUUGCUUCUCUUUCAAAUAUGGUUGCAGUGCUUUGUCAAGAACACCUUUUUCUUCCCUUGCUACGAGCAUUUGAAAUGUUUCUACCAUCAUGUACCCUUGUCCCUUUCAUUCGUUCUCUUCAGGCAUUUUCUCAAAUGCGGUUAUCUGAAGCCUCGGCACAUCUACUAUCAUUCUCGGGUCGAAUAAGGGAUGAUCUCCAUUCUGCGCAAACAAACACAGCUAGAGAUGGGGUAGUUAAUGUAGCAUGGAUAAUUACCACAUCUGUGAAAGCCGCAAAUUCAAUGCUUUCUACAUGUCCCUCAGCAUACGAGCAAAGAUGCUUAUUACAGCUUCUUGCAGCAGCUGACUUUGGAGAUGGCGGGUCUUCUGCAGCUUAUUUCCGCAGACUGUACUGGAAAAUUAAUUUGUCUGAACCUUCUUUAUCCGAUUAUGAUUAUGGAUUUGUGGGGAGUGAUACUGCAGAUGACUUUUCUUUAUUAAUGGCAUUAGAAAGAAACGGACGUUGGGAGCAAGCUCGUAACUGGGCAAAGCAGCUGGACUCAAGUAAUUCAUCCUCAAAAUCAGCUGUUCAUCAUGUCACAGAAUCACAGGCCGAAGCCAUGGUGGCGGAGUGGAAGGAGUUUCUAUGGGAUGUCCCACAAGAGAGAGCUGCUUUAUGGGGCUAUUGUCAAGCGCUUUUUGUUAGAUAUUCAUUUCCCACGUUACAGGCUGGAUUAUUUUUCCUCAAGCAUGCAGAGGCUGUCGAAAAAGAGAUCCCAGCAAGAGAACUACAUGAAAUGCUCCUGCUUUCUUUACAAUGGCUAAGUGGAACUAUAACUCAAUCAGCACCAGUUUAUCCUCUGAACCUUUUGCGGGAGAUUGAGACUCGAGUGUGGCUUCUAGCUGUAGAAGCAGAAGCUCAGUCAAAAGCUGAAGCUGAUUUUACACCACCCAAUUCUCUUCAGAAUCUUGUGGUUAGAAAUGCCACCAGCAUUAUAGAACAGACUGCAAAUAUCAUCACAAAAAUGGAUAAUAAUAUAAAUAAUGUAACACGGAUGAAGGCUACAGAUAGGAAUGGCACGAAGGAAAAUAAUGUAUCACAUCAGAUAGCAGCAAACAUUUCAAGAAUGAAAAGAAGGGGCAAACCCUAUUUGCCUCUAAGAAGGCAUGUUGAUAAUGAUGACAGCAUAAAUGAUUCUGAUGAUUUUUCUUAUUCUCCUCAAAAUUCAAGGACCAAUGCUGAAAUAUCUAGACAUUUGGCACUACAAGAGGAAAGUGAGAAGAUUGAAGACUCAGUCUCUGGAUGGGAGCAAAAUGUGAGGCCUGUAGAUAUGGAAAGAGCUGUUCUUUCCUUGUUGGAAUUUGGGCAAAUAAGUGCUGCUAAACAGCUUCAGCAAAAGCUGUCUCCUACACAUGUUCCGCUGGAACUUGUCCUAAUAGAUGUUGCUUUGAAGAUUGCUACUUUAUCAUCGUCCAGUAGCAGUGGGGAGAUAAGUUUGAAAGUGCUUGAUCGAGAAGCCCUUUCAAUUAUCCGAUCACUCAAUGUACCAGACAGCAACAAUAUGAUCGACCCAACACAGGCCUUGGAAUUGUUAGCUGCUAAGUGUGGUGAAGGUUGUGGUCGUGGUCUUUGUAGGAGAAUAAUAGCAGUUGUUAAAGCAGCAAAAGUAUUGGGCCUCUCAUUCUAUGAGGCAUUUGAGAAACAGCCGAUUGAGCUUCUACAAUUGCUUUCUCUAAAAGCACAAGACUCUCUUGAAGAAGCCAAGCUCUUAGUUCAAACUCACACGAUGCCUGCUCCUAGUAUUGCAAGAAUUCUUGCUGAAUCAUUUCUAAAGGGCUUGCUAGCUGCGCAUCGUGGAGGGUACAUGGAUUCUCAAAAGGAGGAAGGUCCAGCCCCACUUUUGUGGAGGUUCUCUGACUUCUUGAAGUGGGCCGAACUUUGCCCUUCAGGACCAGAGAUUGGCCACGCACUAAUGCGGUUGGUGAUGACUGGACAAGAAAUACCUCAUGCUUGCGAGGUCGAACUCCUCAUACUCUCUCACCAUUAUUACCAUUCCUCCGCCUGCUUGGACGGGGUCGAUGUCCUCAUAACCCUAGCGGCAAAUAAAGUUGAAUCUUAUGUACUGGAGGGGGAUUUCUCUUGUUUGGCUCGGUUAAUAACCGGAGCAAGCAACUUCCAUGCCCUAAACUUCGUCCUUAACAUCCUCAUAGAGAAUGGCCAGCUUGAGCUCCUCCUCCAGAAAUACUCAGCUGCUGAUGCAACCACCGGUGCGGCAGCAGCAGUGAGGGGUUUCAGAAUGGUUGUUCUUUCUUCGCUGAAGCUUUUCAACCCGGAUGAUCUUGAUGCAUUUGCUAUGGUCUACAACCACUUUGACAUGAAACACGAGGCCGCCUCCCUGUUGGAAUAUCGGGCUGCCCUAUACAUGAAUCACUGGUCAUCUCUCUGCGAGAAGGACCGCGAGAACACUGAGCUCAUCGAGGCAAUGCGCCAUCUCAUUGAGGCGGCGGAGGUCCUCUCCACCAUCGAUGCGGGUCACCGGACCCACCGCGCAUGCGCCCUAGCCUCCCUCCUCUCAAUCCAAAUCCGAAUCCCCGACAUCCAGUGGAUCAAUCUUUCAGAUACCAACGCUCGGAGGGUUCUUGUCGAUCAGUCCAGAUUCCAAGAAGCCCUGAUUGUUGCGGAGGCUUAUGGUCUAAACCAACCUAGUGAGUGGGCCCCAGUCUUUUGGAACCAGAUGCUGAAGCCGGAUCUGAUCGAGCGGUUUGUUGCGGAGUUCGUCGCAGUGCUCCCCUUACAACCUUCCAUGCUUCUCGAGCUUGCGAGGUUUUACAGAGCGGAGGUGGCGGCUAGGGGGGACCAGUCACACUUCUCCGUGUGGCUUUCGCCAGGUGGCUUGCCGGCCGAGUGGAUGAAGCAUCUAGCGCGGUCAUUCAGGAGCCUCUUGAAGAGGACAAGGGAUUUGAGGCUUAGGGUGCAACUGUCGACCAUCGCGACGGGAUUUGGGGAUGUGAUCGAUUCGUGCACCAAGGUGCUCGAUAAGGUCCCGGAGAAUGCGGGCCCUCUAAUUUUGCGGCGGGGCCAUGGAGGAGCAUAUCUUCCUCUUAUGUAAAUAUUAUAAACCACCUUUUCAAACUGUCUCUAUAUGGUAAAUGAGGUUCUGAUUGAUGUGGGCUGGUUUGGAGUGUCUGAAAAUGCCGGGGUGAGGUGAGUGUUUUUUUUUUUUUGGCUUUCAUUUUGACCCACUUUUCCUUUUGAUUCGUUAUAAUAGUGAGUUUUAGUCCUUAUAUGAUCGUUGUAUCGCGAAACUUCACCUUUUCUCAUGUGUAGAAGCAAUCGUUUUUUUAUUAUUUUUUGAAAA
This is a messenger RNA of Ananas comosus (pineapple), 9377 nucleotides long. RefSeq lists its product as uncharacterized. The coding region runs from base 135 to 9128 and encodes 2997 amino acids. The record is from RefSeq and is a predicted model, not a curated record. Lineage: Eukaryota; Viridiplantae; Streptophyta; Magnoliopsida; Poales; Bromeliaceae. Gene Ontology annotation, cellular component: cytoplasm. The transcript has 28 exons.